This is a messenger RNA of Dicentrarchus labrax (European seabass), 2470 nucleotides long. It is a transcript of the gene ism2a, whose product is annotated as isthmin 2a. The record is from RefSeq and is a predicted model, not a curated record. The coding region runs from base 410 to 1825 and encodes 471 amino acids. NCBI's taxonomy places the organism in Eukaryota, Metazoa, Chordata, Actinopteri, Moronidae. The transcript has 6 exons.
GCUGACUUCAUCUCACUUCAGCAGAGGAGGACCUCAAAACCUUGUGGACGUGGUCUACUAUCCGCUCCGAGGUUUGGAAGUUGCAUUAGACCAAUUAGAACUGUUUCACCAUGGCGCAUUAACGGAAACAUUCGUUAGAAACGCCGGUUGGACUUUGUCGGACAUGUGCAGUAAAUUAACAUAAUAUCAGAGAUCAGAUAUCAGGGAUUAAUAGGCUGCCAUUAGGGAAGGAAGAGAUUCAGCACAGAGCUGCAGCGCCGAGGGGGCGCACGGAGAUCACGCACGUGUGUGCCGGUUUGUGAUUUUACUCUUUACUCGCUGAUAUGGUGUGAUCACUUCUCUUACAUCUGAGGACACGGGCUGAAGGAUCCAUCAUCUUUGGGAGACGAUCAACAGAGUUACGGUUAAGAUGCCAGGGAGAGAAGAGUCGUAUCUGUGGUUGCUGAUCCUCAUUAUGGUGUCGGUGUCUGUCACUGGAUUUCCCACGAGUUUAAAGAAGACUUCAGUCGGAGACAGACACACUACAACGUCUCUCACUGAGGUGAUAGCAGUCCAUAGUCAUGGCAAAGAACAUCAGACUCUCCAGGAGCUCCAGCAGGAGAACCUGCUGCAGACCCUACCCUCUGCUCCGUCUUCCCCCAGGUCGCGACACCGUUGGUCCCCGUACAGUCACCAGAGUGUCUUGUCCCUACCUAAACGUGAGGAGGACCAUGAGCUUUUCAUUCUGGACCUCAGGAACUUCCCAGACCUGGCCAAUGCAGACAUGGGUUCACAGAACCCCAACAUCCAGUGUUUCCUUCAGGUGACCAUCGAGGUGGUAGAUGACGCACAGACUGAUAUGGAGGUAGAGAUAGACCUGGUCAAGGACAGUCAGCGUAAUGACUGGUCAGUGUCAUCAUCAGAGUGGGCCAACAGCCACAAAAAACUGUUUUGGCCACUGUUCUGGGAGUACCCGGAGCAGGUGGAGAAUGGGCUGGGAAGAGACAGUUUGGCGGAACAGUCUGAAGACUACAACUACAACCCAGAGGAGCCCAUCCUGAGUGGAAUUGGGGGAGACUGGGGUAGUCACUGGAAUGAAGACUGGGAUGCAAAGGAUAACUACGAGUACGAGGAGGAAUGGAGUGGCUGGGCUCCCUGCAGUGUCACCUGUGGACAUGGCACUCAGAAACGCACCCGUUCCUGUGGAUACGCAUGCACUGCAACUGAGUCACGCACAUGUGACCUGGAGAGCUGUGCUGACACUGCUAUGUCAGUGACUGAGCUGUCACCCAUCCAAACGACCACCAGCACAAACUCCCUAGACAUAAAUGUAGACAGCUGUGAGAAGUGGCUGAGCUGUAAGAAUGACUUCCUCCAGAAAUACCUGCACCAAGUGCUCACAGAGCUCCCUAGCUGCCCCUGCUCCUACCCCUCUGAGGCUGUUUACAGAGCUGUCAAUAUCCAGGAUGCCAAACUUCGCAAGACCUACCGCUGGAGGGAUGCUAGCGGACCCAAAGAACGGUUGGACAUCUACAAACCUUCAGCCAGAUUCUGUGUCCGCUCAAUGCUGUCAUAUGAUAGCACAACAUUGGCAGCGCAGCACUGCUGCUACAAUGAUCAGAUGAGACUGAUAACGCGAGGUAAAGGAGCAGGAGUGCCAAAUUUGAUCAGUACAGAGUUCUCACCAGAGCUGCAUUACAAAGUGGAUGUACUUCCUUGGAUCCUGUGCAAGGGGGACUGGAGUCGCUUUCACUCAGCAAGGCCGCCCAAUAAUGGUUUAGACUGUGCAGAUAACCCCCCUGAACAAGUGUUUCAGAUGGAACUUAAAGAGGCCAGGGAGUACUGACUCUGUGGCGUUGUAGUAUUGAACAAGAGAGGAGGACAAUGGGAGACAUAAAGUACUUGGUAGUUGGUAGUUCAAAAUCACAAUGUUUCUGUCAUGCAUCAACUCCACCCAGCUAAAGUACUUUGGUGAUGUUGAAAGCUUUGUUGUUGCAAUCUUAUGGUAUUUGCACAGUUACUUUGGUUUAAAAGGGGGACAUAACUUAAGAAAUAUAAAUGGAAGACAUGGACAACUAAUAGUGGUGACAGUGUUUUAUACUCAUAUGUAGUAUAAACAAAACUGUAUAAACAUAUCUAUAGCAGCAAAACUGAAAUAACACUGGUGUUGGAACAGUGAAAAUCAGUGCUGAAGUGUUGCAAAGUAUGUUUUACUAAGACCCUUGUUAGUUAAUCCCUCUUCCUGUAUAUUGCUGCUACUCUGCUGGGAUGUGCUGAGCUAAGGUGAAUAUCUCUGAUGGCAGUGGCAUGUGUGUAGUGUGGAGAUUUGUCUCAAUAUAAUUAGUUUGAAUCAGUUUGUAAAUUGGUUAAUAUGAAACACCUUCCACAAAUACAAAAAAUAUUGACGUAAACUCUCAAAUAAAAAUAUCUGCAAAUACAUUCAAUUCAUUUACAAAUAAAUUAAAAACAUUUGUGACAAUGUUCAAAACAA